Messenger RNA from Exophiala xenobiotica, 2084 nucleotides. RefSeq lists its product as uncharacterized. Gene Ontology annotation, molecular function: protein-macromolecule adaptor activity; ubiquitin protein ligase binding. Gene Ontology annotation, cellular component: cytoplasm; cytosol; plasma membrane. Bases 144 to 1859 code for a protein of 571 amino acids. The transcript has 4 exons. Gene Ontology annotation, biological process: ubiquitin-dependent endocytosis. The record is from RefSeq and is a predicted model, not a curated record. NCBI's taxonomy places the organism in Eukaryota, Fungi, Ascomycota, Eurotiomycetes, Chaetothyriales, Herpotrichiellaceae.
CUGCAGCGUUUCUGCUCAGCCUCGCCAGGCGCACCACACUAUUCCUCCGCAAAGGCAUUGAUACAAUCUAUUGUCUCUCCGUGAUCUCCCAUUCUUGAUUGCUUGGAAAGCAGUCGCUCUAAUGUCGACUUCGAUCCGGAUCGAUGUCGGUCCAUAUCCAGUUUGAUCAGCCCGAGUCCAGAUGCUACACCAAUCUCGAUUUUGUCAACGGCAGAGUUAUCCUUGUCCUCCCCCUUGAUGCCGCCAUCAGCGCUGUCACCGUGAAGCUUGAGGGCGAAAGUCGCACUCGGCUGUCCGGACCUAAAUUUCCGGGGAAUGAACGCUCAGAUAAGAGAAGAUAUGAGCUCGAGGUACAUAAGCUUUUGUACAAGGUCCUCACUGUUUUUCCCACACCUGAAUUCCAGGAGAAGAGCAGCGGAGCCGCUUAUACACUCCUGGCUGGGCAAUAUGUGUAUCCUUUCAGUUUCAAGUUCCCUUUCAACACCGACUGUCAAAAGAAGAAUCCUAUGGCGAUGAAGGACCUCAAGCUCGGUCAACUGAACGUCCAAUUUGCGCCAGACAUGAACAAGCAUGUAAAGAAGACUCUGCCGCCAUCUUUGAGCGGCUUCCCAGGUGAAGCAGAAAUUAAAUAUUAUGUCAAGGCGACCGUCGUGCGGCCCAAGUUCUUUCAGGGGAACAUCCGGACGAUAUGUGACAUAAAGUUCCUCCCUAUCGAGCCUCCACGGCCACUAGAUCGGCACGAAGAGACGUUUGCCCGCCGUAAACGACAAUUUCAACCAUACCCUGGCGCUUCGCAGAAGAAAGGACUGUUCAAGAAGUCGUCGACUCCGCAGUCUGCAGAGGAAGAACCACCGGCUUUUCAAGUCGAUGCACGCCUCCCGAAUCCGGCCGUGCUCACCUGCAAUGAGCGUCUUCCACUACGUAUCCUGGUCGAGAGACUCAACGACAGCUCAGCCAGUGUAUACCUCAGUAUGUUGCAGAUUGAGUUGAUUGGUUACACCCAUGUCAGGGCGCAUGAUUUGGAGAGGAUAGAGAAUGGGAGCUGGAUCUUGAUGUCGCAAGCUAACAUGAAUAUGCCUCUGGGAAGCCCUACUGAUAAGAAUCGCAAGGAAUGGAAGUUGCCCUCUAGGUUGUGGGAUGAUUUCCCCAUACCCAACACGGUCUGUCCUUCCUUCGAAACGUGUAACAUCUCUCGUCGGUAUGAGCUCGAAGUUCGAGUCGGUAUAGCUCAUGGAGUGGCGAGUAGUAUGCGGCCGGAACUUAUCGUUCUGCCGCUGCGUCUGCCAGUGAUGGUAUACUCGGGCAUUGCACCCCCACCACAAUUACUACGAGCAAUGGCCAACAACCAACGACCCCAAGCUACAGGGUCACCUCUUUUUCCUCGACCAAACCAGAGCAAUGGAACGUCCGUGCAAUCACAGACGCCGACAGACACGCCGACUACUCCACUUUCUGAGAUUCACUCGCACCCGGCCCAAGGAGUGUCCUAUAAUCAUGAUCAGCAGUCAGAUAUCCCCGAUGAAGCUCCACCAAGCUAUGAGGAUGCGAUGGCAGAUGAAAUAGCACCUGUGGAUGGCCCGAGGCGGGAGUACCAUGUACCAUCACAGCCGGACCAGGAGCACGUUUUUAAUACCGAGAAAAGCGGACUGGGGCGAAGGGUGAGCGAAAGGCUGUUCCCAAGCAACGGGCCUUCGAGCAACAGGCCGUCUAGUCCGACCCGGACGGUGUCUAUGCCACAUGCACUGCAUGCAGAGCCCAUAAUAGAGGAUGAUGGAGAUGUUAACUCUAGUUCACCCACGAAAGCAACUUCUGGUGGGCCGUCGUCUUGGAAACGGAGCUUGACUGGGAAGAAGGAGUGAUCGGUCAGCCUUGGGCUUUGAGCGAAGCAAGCGUGGCGUUAAACUCGGAUUUACCUGCCCAUAUAAUGAAUCGGCUCGUUAAUGAAGCAAGGCAGAAAAACCCCAGGACUGUGAGCUCACGAUAUCCACCUAUUUUCCAGCAUCGACUGCAAGUCUUGAGGGACCCAAAUUUAGCCACGUGAUAUGACGUCCGACGGGUGAUGCUCAAAUACUAGUAAAGAACUU